AAUUCAUAAAAAUGAGUUUCAUAAUUGAUGAUAUGCGACGCGUUUUAUUGAUAAAAACAAAAGCUCGGCAUGACGGAGUUUGUGAUCAUUAUAGUCGCGUAUUCAUGCCCAAAAUAAUGUGCUUUUUUUCGUUGAUGAUUGGUGUGAACUGGUAUUUUGAUAAGCUUACCUGUAUUAUCCCGAAAACACUUUCAGGGUCGCAUCAAUUUAUAACUGAUGUGUGCUGGAUAAAUGGUUUUUAUAUUUACGAGAAUUUGACGACUACAAUGACGUCAUAUUACGGGAUUCCUAAAAAUAUUAAUGAAGAUGGUAUAUCCAUAACCGGAAUUUUAUGCGAAACAAGUUAUGAUGAAGGUUGUACUCCAAUGGUAAAGUUUUACUACCUCCAGUAUCAGUGGUUCCCCUUUUUCUUGGCUUCGUUUGUUAUUCUCUACAUUAUACCUCAUCUUGGAUUUAAGUUUAUAAAUGCAGAUCUAAUUACUCUAAAGAACGCGGUCAGAGUUCAUUCUUGUGACGAGAUCUUUGAAAGUUACUUUAACUUGAAACAAAAUACACCCACGCAAAUGUUUAUCAAAGUUUUUGGUAGCAUAGCAGUUAAGGUCGCGUAUAUUUUUUCAAAUGUUGGUACAUUUUAUGCAAUUGAUCAUUCUCUUAACAAAAAAUAUCUCAACUACGCAAGCAAUUGGCUUUAUUGGACCUACAAAAAUAAUUCAGCUAUGUUUGACUAUUCAAUUCACAGACAGUCAUUUCGAGCAGGUGAAGUAUUACUUCCAAACUAUGGACUUUGCGAUGUUCAAAUUUUAUUUUCGGAUAUGAUAGAAUCCGGUACAAACAAAUACAGUAUAAUUUGCGAGUACUCUACGCAUGUUCUUUAUCAUUACGUUUUGAUAUUGUUAUGGUUUUUAAUUGUGUUUGGAAUUAUAUUUUCAACCAUCGGACUUAUAAACCAGACUGGGAAAUAUUUUUUAAUGAUUUAUAUAUUCCCAAGAAACUGGAAAAAUAAAGAAGAAGUGUUUAAUGUGAUAUUCCUUAGAGAAAAAGAAUAUUUAAUUUAUAUUAACUCGCAAAACAUUGUUUUGUAUGAAUUGUUGUUAGAUAAAUUGCGUCUAGAAAGGUUGAAGAUAACUGAAGAAGAAGGAAAUAACUCGUUAGUAAUAGAAAAAUUAAACAAAAAAGUAAUUGAAAUUCGGAUCAAGGUUGAAAAUAUUCUUCAUAAACAAACAUUUGAUAUCAAUGAACCAACACUCGGUAUCAAAAAUAAAACAACAUUUCGAAAUAACUUUCAAAUUAAAGAACUUCGUUAAAGUUUUUUCCUAUUGAACUAUUUAUUUAGUUAACAAAAAAUUUUAAAUAUUACCAGCCUA
Messenger RNA from Hydra vulgaris (swiftwater hydra), 1364 nucleotides. RefSeq lists its product as uncharacterized. NCBI's taxonomy places the organism in Eukaryota, Metazoa, Cnidaria, Hydrozoa, Anthoathecata, Hydridae. The record is from RefSeq and is a predicted model, not a curated record.